This is a messenger RNA of Sorghum bicolor (sorghum), 2269 nucleotides long. RefSeq names its product probable membrane-associated kinase regulator 3. Lineage: Eukaryota; Viridiplantae; Streptophyta; Magnoliopsida; Poales; Poaceae. The transcript has a single exon. Gene Ontology annotation, molecular function: kinase inhibitor activity. Gene Ontology annotation, cellular component: plasma membrane. The coding region runs from base 335 to 1342 and encodes 335 amino acids. The record is from RefSeq and is a predicted model, not a curated record.
GAGAUGAAUCUUUUAAGCCUAGUUAGUUCAUAAUUGAAUAAUAUUUACCACAAAUAAACGAAAGUGCUACGGUGACCAAAACUUUUUGUUUCCAAGACCUGCAUUUUGCAUUCCAUAUUCCAUAUAUCCAUAAUCCAUCCAAACUGUCAAGAAGCCGUGCAUCGCCCAAAACCCUAUAAACCAUAUCUCCCAUCUCUCUGGCUCGCUCAUCUAGCAGAGCAGCAGACGUCCCCUGUCUUCUUCCUUCGAAAAUUCCAAUCCCCUCUCCUCCCUUCUCUCACAGUCGGCCAGUCCCAAAGCUCGGAGCUCCAAAGCUGGCAUUGGCAUUGCGGCAAUGGCGAGGCCACCCCCCACAAUGGUGAUCCAGGACGACUACAUCGACAUGGACCUGACCCCAUCGGUGCCGCCGCCAUCCUCGCCACGCUUCGAGUUCCAGAGCGCCGGGGCUGCCGGUGCCGACGCCAGGCACAGGGAGGCGGCGUUCGCGUCCCCGGCGGACGAGCUGUUCUACAAGGGCAACCUGCUGCCGCUCCACCUGCCGCCAAGGCUGCAGCUCGUGCAGAGGCUCCUCCAGGACCAGGAGCAGCCGCCGCCGCUGCGAGGGGCGAAGCGGGACGCGGAGUCGGAUCCCGCGGCGGCGACAGAGAGUGGGGACUCCGACGCCGACGCUGCCGCCGCGGCUGCCGGCGGCAAGGCGUGCGCAGCCAAGACGAAGCCGUCUUGGGCCAAGAAGCUCAAGGUGGUGAAGCGGUGGGCGUCGAGGGAGUACAUCCGGUCGCUGUUCCUGGCCAGGCCGCCGUUGCCGAGCGACAUCGUCGCCGGCGUCGGCGCCGGCGCCGGCGCCAGCGCCAGUGGGCACGGCAUCGGCAGCGUGAGCGCGAGGGGGAGCGUCCUGGAGCAGGAGGAGGCGUGCCAGUGCCACCACCGCAAGUCCUUCUCCGGCAUCAUCCGGAGAGUGCGCCUCGUGGCGACCAGCAACAAGGUGCCCGGGACCUCGCCGCUCUGCUCCUCGUCUUCGUCCUCCUCGUCGUCGACGCCGUCGUGCGGCAACGCCAACGGCUUCUUCUUCCGGACGGCGGCAGCUUCGGCGGGGACAGCGACGCCGGCGCUGAAGCGGAGCAGCAGCGCGGGGUCGUCCGAGGAAGGCGCCAUCCAGGGCGCCAUCGCGCACUGCAAGCGCUCCCAGCUGCUGCAGCCUGGGAUGGUGGUCUCGUCGGCGGCGGCGGCGCGGAGGAGCGUCAGCGACGUCAUGUUCUACUCGGUGACCAACACGCCCAGAGCCUCCUCCGUGGCCGCCGGCGAGGUGGCGCAGGAGAGGCGGCAGGAGAUGUGCAGGGGUUGAUGCCAUGGCUCGUGCCAUGCCACCCCAUGGAUCAUCAAAGCAACAUUCUUUUGUUUCAUUUUUGGUUUCUUUUGCCUGUGAAGAUGAUGAGCAAUGUGCUGUGGAUUGCUCCUGUGAUGAUGAGGACGCAAUGCAAUGUGCUGUGAUUGUUUCCCCAGUUCCCUUGAUUCUUUGUCAUCUUCUCCGAUCGAGCCAAGGAUUUUCUCACUUGAGCUGUUCAUUCAUCUUUUCCCCAGCUGCAGCUCAUCCUCUGUUGCAUUCUUCUCCCAUCUCCAUCUCUCAAAGGCUCUGCUGGUGCUAGUGCUCUCCAUUGUUGGGGGAGGUAGGGCAGGGUAGGGCAGGUGCCAGAGUAAAUGGUGCAAGGGUGGCACUGACUUGGUGGCAGAUUUGAUUCCGCACCCAAGUACACGCAGCUUGACCAUACUCCUCUGUACAAAUCAGUCUACUCCUAUUUGUUGUACUCUAGUUGUAGUCAAUGGGAUCCAGUGCUUGCACCUACCCCUGUACUGUAUUAGUACUCGGUAGAUACAGACAGUGUACGUAGAGGUAGAGCACUCCAGUACAGACAGGUCUCCAGCUUAAGCAAAAGCAGAGCUCUCUGCAAUCUGCAUCUACCUCGCCGCUCCCUUGGCUUCGAAACAAAGCUUAUAGCUUUGGAACAGUCGUCUCGUCUGCUCCAUGAAAAAUGCUUGGUCUUUUGCCAACAUGAAGCUUUUAAGGAAGAAAGAAACCCUUGGCGAGCAAGAUUACGACGGCCCCAUCGUAUGGAUCAUCCAAAUGAUGCGUCUGCAAACGAACAGAUCAGCAAAAGCAAAGCAGUGUUAGGCAAAUCUGGAAUAAGAUUAGGAAUGUAGUUCUGGCAUAGUGGCAUCUGUAUUUUUCUCUUUUUUUUUCUUUGUGAUGAAAAAGCCAAACCAUUUGAAUGUU